AUGGGUUGUUGUGUUUCCCAACCGAAGAGUAAUCUAAAGCCCCUAAAGAAGGGAAGUGUGUUAUCAUUGGCGCAGUCCAUGAAGAUCACCAAAGGAGGUCAUGCCAUCACAUUCAAAGUGAUCCGCAAACCUAUGCUCCAGAAAGAGGCCGAUAGGAUAGCCCGCGACCCCUCCUGUGGUCAGGACUUCCAAACAGUGUUCAAUCCGCCCCUCAAUGUGUGCAACAAAUUGACUAAAUUUGUGUAUUUGUCGGGAAUCGCUUCACUCACUAAAGAGAAUCUCGAGAAACUUGGGAUCACUUUAAUAAUUAACGCCACAUAUGAGUGGUUUAACAUUGAACCCGAAAACACCACUUGUUAUAGGGUUCCGGUGGACGACUCCGCCAACGACGACAUCUCCGUAUACUUCGAUGAGGUCUGCGAUAAGAUCGAAGAGAACGCCCAAAACGGAGGCAAGACUUUAGUGCACUGUAUGGCGGGUGCGAGUCGUUCAACAACUCUUGUGUUGGCAUAUCUCAUGAAAUACGAGAAAAUCAAUCUCAAGAAUGCCUUCAUUUCGGUUAAGAAGCGCAGAGAGACUGCUCGGCCUAACGUCGGCUUUUGGGAGCAACUCAUCAAAUAUGAGAUCAAAAUCAGAGGCCAGGCGUCCGUUAAGAUGCUUCACAUGACAGCGUCCGUUAAGAUGCUUCACAUGACAGUCGAUAACAUACAAGUGAUAGUCCCUGACUUCUAUGAGAAGGAUUACCCGGAUUUAUCCAAGACUGAAGAACUGGCCGUUAAUGAGUACUCCGCUGUUAUAUUGUGGUAUAAAAAGAAGAUAGCAAUUGCCAUUUGGUGCUACUAUUUCUCAAAGUGUAUCGAACUAUUGGACACAAUAUUCUUCAUAUUGCGAAAGAAAGCGAAUCAAUUGACAUUCCUCCACGUCUACCACCACUCAUCAAUGUUAAUCAGAGGCCAGGCGUCCGUUAAGAUGCUUCACAUGACAGUCGAUAACAUACAAGUGAUAGUCCCUGACUUCUAUGAGAAGGAUUACCCGGAUUUGAUCCCAAGACCUAAAUGGAGACCCAAGACCCAGGAUCUAAAUGUAAAACUGUUGAAAUGA
Oppiella nova is the source of this 1101-nucleotide messenger RNA. The record is from the annotation of a GenBank genome assembly. NCBI's taxonomy places the organism in Eukaryota, Metazoa, Arthropoda, Arachnida, Sarcoptiformes, Oppiidae.